This is a messenger RNA of Fusarium venenatum, 852 nucleotides long. RefSeq names its product formyl transferase. The record is from RefSeq and is a predicted model, not a curated record. Lineage: Eukaryota; Fungi; Ascomycota; Sordariomycetes; Hypocreales; Nectriaceae. Gene Ontology annotation, biological process: 'de novo' IMP biosynthetic process. Gene Ontology annotation, molecular function: formyltetrahydrofolate deformylase activity.
AUGGCCAACGAUCACAUCCUCACCCUGUCAUGCCCCGACAAGUCCGGCAUUGUUUAUGCCGUGACUGGCAUCUUUGCCGACAACAAGCACAACAUUCUCGACCUCCAGCAAUUCUCCGAUCCCGUCUCUGAGCGUUUCUUUAUGCGAGUUCACUUUGGUCCUACCGAGACCGAGUCCACCGAGCACCUUACUGAGGCUUUUGAGAAGCUCGCCGCCGAUUACAAGAUGGAUUACGAGAUUCGUCCCGUCGCCCGCAAGACCCGAGUCCUCAUCAUGGUCUCCAAGAUUGGCCACUGUCUUAAUGAUCUUCUCUUCCGCAUGAAGACUGGUCAACUUCGAAUGGAGGUUCCCGUUAUUGUGUCCAACCACCCCGAAUACGCCGCCCUCGCCGCAAGCUACGGAAUUGAGUUCCACCAUCUCCCCGUGACAAAGGAUACCAAGGCCCAGCAGGAGGGACAAGUUCUCGAGCUCUGCAAGAAGCACGGCAUUGAGCUUAUUGUUCUGGCUCGUUACAUGCAGGUUCUCUCUCCUACAUUGUGCGAGGCCAUGUCUGGACGCAUCAUCAACAUCCACCACAGUUUCUUGCCCUCUUUCAAGGGAGCCAAGCCUUACCAUCAGGCUUACGAGCGUGGUGUCAAGAUUAUCGGUGCUACUGCUCACUUUGUCACUGCUGAUUUGGAUGAGGGUCCUAUUAUUGAGCAGCGCAUUGCCCGUGUUGAUCACGCCAUGAGCCCCAAGGAUUUGUCCGAGGAGGGAUCUAAUGUUGAGAGUCAAGUGCUUGCUGCUGCUGUGCGGUGGUAUGCUGAAAAGAGACUCUUCCUCAACGGUCACAAGACUGUUGUGUUUAACUAG